AUGCGAGAGGCCGCAGAACGGCGGCAGCACCUGGAACUGGAGCAUGAGCAGGCCCUGGCUGUCCUCCACGCCAAACAGCAGGAGAUCGACCUGCUGCAGAAGGCUCAGGUUGAAGCUAAGAAAGAACAUGAAGGUGCCGUACGGCUGCUAGAGAGCAAGGUGCGGGAGCUGGAGGAGAAAUGCCGGACGCAGAGUGAGCAGUUCCGCCUGCUGUCGCAGGACCUGGAGAGGCUCCGGGAGCACGCGGGGAAGAUCGACCUGCUGGGUGGCAGUGCUGGGGCCUCCUUGGACGUCCCCGCGUCCGGCAAGCCUUUCCCGCAGUUCAUGAACGGACUCGCCCCCUCCAUCGGCAAAGCUCAGGAGAGCACCGUCCGAAGCCGCGCCGUGAUCGGGGACUACAUCCGGCCCCUCCCACUUGCUGGUGACAGGCCGGAGCCUCCAUCUGUCAAGCCCGCCUUUCUGUCGAGAUCCGCUAGCCCAAGAUGCGGGUUUGAAUCAGACAUGGAUAAUGAACGGAAUUCCAAUACCUCCAAGCAGAGAUACUCGGGGAAGGUCCACUUGUGUGUCGCCCGCUAUAGCUACAACCCUUUUGAUGGGCCCAAUGAGAACCCCGAGGCCGAGCUGCCGCUCACGGCGGGGAAGUACCUCUACAUCUACGGGGACAUGGACGAAGACGGCUUCUACGAAGGUGAGCUCCUGGACGGGCAGAGGGGUCUGGUGCCCUCCAACUUUGUGGACUUUGUGCAGGACAGCGAGUCACGACUAGCAAGUACGCUGGGCAAAGAACAGGACCAGAAUCUCAUCAAGCAGGCCGGCAUCGGCUCGGAGGGGGGGAGCCUUGUGGACCUCCGCACCCCCGCUCACACACACGCCGGCGUCACGGACAAUGGUGCGGGGACCCUGGGCGUGAGCAUUGACGAGACUGGAGAAGACAUCGUGCCUUACCCUAGAAAAAUCACCCUCAUCAAGCAACUCGCCCGAAGUGUCAUUGUGGCCUGGGAGCCCCCGGCCGUGCCGCCGGGCUGGGGGACCGUGAGCAGCUACAACGUGCUGGUGGACCAGGAGACACGCGUGAGCCUCAUGCUAGGGAGCAGAACCAAGGCCCUCAUCGAGAAGCUCAACACAGCGGCCUGCACCUACCGGAUCUCUGUGCAGUGCAUCACCAGCAGGGGCAGCUCGGACGAGCUGCAGUGCACGCUGCUGGUGGGCAAGGACGUGGUGGUGGCCCCCUCCCACCUGAGGGUGGACAACAUCACCCAGAUCUCCGCCCAGCUCUCCUGGCUGCCCACCAACAGCAACUACAGCCACGUCAUCUUCCUCAACGAGGAGGAGCUCGACGUCGUCAGGGCUGCCAGGUACAAGUACCAGUUCUUCAACCUCAGGCCCAACAUGGCCUACAAGGUGAAGGUCCUGGCCAAGCCUCACCAGAUGCCGUGGCAGCUGCCCCUGGAGCAACGGGAGAAGAAAGAGGCCUUCGUGGAAUUCUCCACAUUGCCCGCAGGCCCUCCGGCGCCCCCCCAAGAUGUCACUGUCCACGCCGGGGCCACCCCAGCCACUGUCCAGGUCUCCUGGAAGCCGCCCGCCCUGACAACCGCCGGGCUGUCCAAUGGGGCCAACGUGUCUGGCUACGGCGUGUAUGCAAAAGGGCAGAGGGUGGCUGAGGUCACCUCCCCCGUGGCGGACAGCAUAGCCGUGGAGCUGGUGCGGCUGCGGAGCCUGGAAGCCAAGGCUGUGACCGUGCGGACCCUCUCUGUGCAGGGCGAGUCCACGGACUCUGCCCCUGCUGCCAUCCCUCCCGACCUCCUGGUGCCUCCAACCCCCCACCUGAGAACUCCCACACCGAAGCCCUUAGCAAGUGCCGGAGCCCCCGAUACCAAAGAUGAACACCUGGGUCCCCACGUCGCCAUGGACGGGGCCUGGGAGCAGACUGGGGCCCCGGCCCCAGCCCACGGGCACAUGCUGGAGCCGCCCAGCCUGCAGGGCUCGGGCCCGGGGAGGCGGUCCCCCUCGCCCAGCCGGAUCCUCCCACAGCCACAGGGCACCCCGGUUUCCACGUCCGUCGCCAAGGCCAUGGCCCGGGAAGCUGCGCAGAGAGUGGCCGAGAGCAGCAGGUUAGAGAAAAGGAGCAUCUUCCUGGAGAGGGGCGGCGGGCAGUAUACAAACUCGGAUGAGGAAGACAGCUAUGACCCCCCGGACGUCAAGAGGAGAGGCGCCUCGGUGGACGACUUUCUGAAAGGCGCAGAGCUCGGCAAGCAGCCACACUCCUGCCACGGCGACGAGUACCAUACGGAGAGCAGCCGGGGCUCUGACCUCUCGGACAUCAUGGAGGAGGACGAGGAGGAGCUCUACUCUGAGAUGCAGCUGGAGGACGGGGGCAGGAGGAGACCCAGCGGCACAUCCCACAACGCCCUCAAGGAGUGCUCUCAGAGUAGCAGCACCGAGGGGGCCUUCCUGGAGCGGCCUGAGCACCCCCACCAGACCCCGCAUAGUUCGAGGCUGUUCAGUAUCCCCGAAGUAGCCGAGGAGGGAGAGCACCUCGAGCUCUUGCACAAACAGGGCUUAGGGUACUCGGCCAGGGUCCGGGCCCACGAUGGGGACCAGGCCUUGCAGGCCUCCUGGCUCCCAGCCGAGCCCCGGGGCCCGGCUGUCGGCCCCGGUGCGGAAGACUUCGCUCUGCAGGACAGAGGCUGUCGGUCCAGCCGUGCGGCCAGCAGGAGCCCGGACAGUGGCCUGGACUGUGGGAGUGAGGAGGAGCUGUGUUUCAGCUUCAGGAGCACGGCCAGGUGCAGCCUGGGCCCUGGGCACUGUCCCUGUAGGAGAAGCCUGAGGCCGCUGCUGGCCCGGCGGCGGACGCUGACCCGGCAGAGCAGCAUCGAGGAGGACUUUGGGGAGCAAGUGGACCCCAGCGACGUCCUCAGGAGCCAUGACGCCCACCCGAGCCCAGAGAGAUCCGCCCCCGGGAAGUAUGACUGGGAGGAGCCCCCGGGGCACCAAGGCCCGCGGGAUGUCUGGAAGAAAAGCAUAAACAUGCCCAACAGUAGGGCCACUGCCCUAGAGGCACCUCCCCGGGUGGCAGAAGGCCCUGUGAUUUUAGGAAACCCGGUGUCUGCAGGACGGGCUGACAGGGUGGAUCACGUGGGCCGAAGGUUCUCCCAUGGCAGUGCUGGUCCUCAGCGGUCCCGGCCAAUGAUGGUCCCGUCCAUCGACGAGUACAGUGAGCGCGACCGCCUUUCUCCAGACUUCUACGAAGAGUCAGAGACCGACCCAGGUGCCGAAGAGCUCCCAGCCCGGAUCUUUGUGGCGCUUUUUGACUAUGACCCCCUCACCAUGUCCCCGAAUCCAGAUGCUGCCGAAGAAGAGCUUCCUUUUAAGGAAGGACAGAUCAUCAAGGUCUAUGGCGACAAAGACGCAGACGGCUUCUACCGUGGGGAGACCUGUGCCCGGCUCGGCCUGAUUCCUUGUAACAUGGUCUCAGAAAUCCAGGCGGACGAUGAGGAAAUGAUGGACCAGCUUUUGAGACAAGGCUUCCUUCCUCUGAACACGCCCGUGGAGAAAAUAGAGAGAAGCAGAAGAAGCAGCAGGCAUCCGGGGGCGACGCGGAGGGUGGUGGCCCUGUACGAUUAUGACCCGCGAGAAAGCUCACCUAACAUCGACGUGGAGGCAGAGCUGACGUUCUGCACCGGAGACAUCAUUACUGUUUUCGGUGAGAUCGAUGAAGAUGGAUUUUAUUAUGGGGAACUUAAUGGGCAGAAAGGCCUUGUGCCUUCAAACUUCCUGGAAGAAGUGCCUGACGACGUGGAAGUCUAUCUCUCUGACGCACCGUGCCACUACCCCCGAGACGCGCCAGUGCGCUCCAAGGCAAAACGGAAGAAGAGUGUUCAUUUCACACCUUAAUCAGGCACUGUAGCCUUCACGUAAGUGAGCAACUGAAGAUACCCGUACAGAUUUAGCCCCGUCCGCGGCGCUAGGCGGACUAGUGCGGGAGACGCAAGGCUUCACUGUGGGUGUUAAAAACAAAAACAAAAACAAAAAGAAAUAUGUCUCAAAAAACCACUGGGCCUGAAAUAGUAGGCUAUUACUCGGUCUCAGUUGUAAAGCAACUGAAUUUGUAGUCAAAUCAUCAUCUUUACUCCUCAUUUCCUACUAUCUACAUUAAGAAUAUUUCGAAGGCCAACAUUGGGAACAUAUUUCUUAAGAGGCUAAUUGUUUGUUUACGUAGAGAGUGUUGCAGUGUCUCCUCGUAACUAAAGCUGCAUAUUGCAUUGUUAGCCACUCUUGGAAAAAAGCACAACCUAAACCACUAUGUUUACUCUAGGAAAUUUUCCUCUAAAAACACAGGAGGUUGAGCAGAUGAGUAGUGAACAGGGGGCAGAUGCAGAGUUGGCUCUGACAGGCCCCCUGUGGGCUUGACCCCAACCAGUCUGUCAGGAUCAGGUCUGUGCCUCUGUCUCGAGAGAGCGCAGGCUCCCUCCUCAAAGCACAAGCCUGUGUCCCGAGCGCCGGCCUUUGCGGCCGGGCCAACCGUGGGGCACCAGUGCAGUCCUAGGCAUGACGAGCCACGCGGCUACAGUGAUGGCGUUGGACGGAGUAGACGGUAUCUUCAGCUGUGCUUGGGAUGCUUUACUAGGUGUCUUCCAUUGGAACUAGACCUUGAUUCUAAAUCCAAGCAAGCUUGAAGCCCUUGGCUCCUCUCCUGUACCUGCUGGCUACCGAACACUCGAGGGAGGCAGGGCUUUGCGUGGAGAGUUGGGGGGGCGCAGGACAGGGCGCCGGGCCCUCAGGCGCGCAUCCGAGCCGCCGGGCGAGCCCCGUAGACCGAGGCACUAUGUGCGCACUCUGCGGGCAGAAAUUCACGUCCGGCCCCUGGGGAGUAAUGAAAGCAUGCAGUAAGGGCCUUUAAGCUUCCUUUGAUUGCGAUUGAGGUUCAUUUUAGUUUUUUUUUCUUUCAACUGGUGUGUGCCAUCGCUCUAGCCUACUAACUUCCCCAGGAAUGCACACGGCAAGAUCAGCACUUCCUCUACCCCAGCCGCUUUCAGACCCAACAAGUCCCCUUUAAGAACCUUUGCUUUUAAGAUUACUGACGGGCACUCAGCCAAUUUCAUGUAACCUAAUUUAAAGUGACUUCUGCUCCCCACCCUGCCCCCACCCCUCCGCUAGGGCUCUUAAUUUACAAAGCAAAUUAUUACCUAGCCUUGUCUGGCCAAAGCAAUGGCCUCCCCCUCCCCUGAAGACAAAGAAACCGCAGACCAAACGUGGAUGGCUAGACCCCCCCCCCCCCGUAGGGCCGCUGUGGGUGGGGGUGGGGGGGCGCGCGCGCUCGUGGCAUCCUUUAACCCCGAAGGAAGACACGAGCCACCCCUUACCUUUGCUGGCGGGGGACGGGGCCGUGCGGUGUUACCAGCGGAUGGAUGUUGUUGGCGCUCACGCACUCAAUAAACUGUCACACUGUACCUACUAGGUUCCUCCUGAGGGUUCAGGUACAGCAAGGAGAGCGCCAUCCCCCACAGCCCAUCUCCAUUCGGGGUCACCUCCGUCAUCUAUGGGUACUGGUAGUCCUGGGAGAGGCAGGGAAAUGUCCUCGAAAAAGAAAAAGGGGCUGCUUUCCAAAGGCAAGAAACUGCUGAAAAAGCUGGGUGCAGUGAAAUGACCAUGUGCUUCUGGACGACUCCCCAAUCCAUGUCAUUCUCUUUGAUUCCAAACUAGGGCUUUCAAUGACUCAAGUACUUCCUAAAAACACACUCUUCUCCCCUGACACCAGGAGAGAAGUGCUCUUUGCACUGCCGUCCACUUUAAGCCAACGGCGAGGACAAAGAGCGGCUGGUGCCCCCUCCCAGCCUCCGUGCCAACCGCUCUGGCCCGCGGCCUGACGGGAGGCGGGCUCUCCCAAGCACCCAGGG
This is a messenger RNA of Zalophus californianus (California sea lion), 5897 nucleotides long. RefSeq names its product RIMS binding protein 2 (gene RIMBP2). The record is from RefSeq and is a predicted model, not a curated record. Gene Ontology annotation, biological process: neuromuscular synaptic transmission. Lineage: Eukaryota; Metazoa; Chordata; Mammalia; Carnivora; Otariidae. Bases 1 to 3894 code for a protein of 1297 amino acids. Gene Ontology annotation, molecular function: protein binding. The transcript has 19 exons.